GGCCUUUACUCUUUUCCCUUCCCAAGUUUCAAUCAAUUUCUUCGCUUCUUCGUUUCUUCCUAUGACAUUUUGAGUUUCGUUUCUCAGGAUUUGCCUUUUCUUUCUUUCCUAGAAGCUGUAAUGGCUGUGGAGCUCAUGGGGUUCCCCAAAAUCGACGAGCAGAAGGCAAUCCAGGAGGCUGCAUCGGAAGGCCUGAAGGGUAUGGAACACCUGAUCCGUCUUCUCUCUCACCAGCCCAAUAGGAUGGACUGCACUGACCUCACCGAUAUCACCGUUUCUAAGUUUAAAAAGCUCAUUUCCCUCCUCAACCGUACCGGCCACGCCCGCUUCAGGCGAGGACCCUUACCUUCCUCCCCGUCUUCUUCUACCGCGCCACCGCCGCAGCCCUCCAUCUCGAUUCCUCAAAUGCAUACAUUUAGCCUGUCUCCGCCACAGUUCACCUCUCCGGCUACCGUGUCUCCGAGUCCUGUUGUAAAUCAGGCUCCUAUGCAGAACGCGCCUUCGAGUUUCGUUCAGUCUCAGGCGCCGCAGAGUUUGACUCUUGAUUUUACCAAGCCUAGCAUCGUAAGCUCCAAGACUAAACCCCCAGAGUUGGAGUUCUCGAAGGAAACCUUCAGUGUCUCGUCUAAUUCGUCGUUUAUGUCGUCCGCAAUUACUGGAGACGGAAGCGUCUCGAACGGAAAGCAAGGUUGCUCCCUCUUCAUGACUCCGGCGGCACCGACAGUGUCCGGUGGAAAGCCACCUCUGUCCUCGGGGCAGUUCAAGAAAAGAUGCCAUGAGCACCGCGACCGCUCCGACGACGUGUCGGGGUCCAGCAAAUGUCACUGUGUUAAGAGAAGGAAAAAUCGGGUGAAGAAGACGGUGAGGGUGCCGGCGAUAAGUUCAAAGGUUGCCGAUAUUCCGCCGGACGAGUACUCGUGGAGGAAGUACGGUCAGAAGCCGAUCAAGGGGUCACCAUACCCACGAGGUUACUACAAGUGCAGCACAGUGAGAGGGUGUCCGGCGAGGAAACACGUGGAACGGGCGACGGAUGAUCCGGCGAUGCUGAUCGUGACGUACGAGGGGGAGCACCGACAUGUGAUUCAGGGUGCGAUGCAGGAGAACGUGGCCGGGAAUGUGGGUUUGGUGUUCGAGUCAACGUGAGGUGGUGGUGAUGGAACAGAACAAGAUUAGGGCAGAUAUGACUUCCUCUUUCUAUUUUUCUAUAUUUUCUUCUCGGGUUUUUUGUGGGGUAGGUGAUGAGAAAAGGAGUUGAAGGGGUUGGAUUGUAAAUUUGGUUUUGAUCUAGAAAAUUAUGAAUAUGAUGAUAAGAGUUGAAAAUUUGGAA
Molecule: messenger RNA, 1327 nt
Organism: Prosopis cineraria
Lineage: Eukaryota; Viridiplantae; Streptophyta; Magnoliopsida; Fabales; Fabaceae
Product: probable WRKY transcription factor 17
Exons: 3
Coding region: 121-1143 (340 amino acids)
Biological process (GO): regulation of DNA-templated transcription
Molecular function (GO): DNA-binding transcription factor activity; sequence-specific DNA binding
Source: RefSeq, a predicted model, not a curated record